UCGGGGCUCCGGGUGUCAGAAUGGAAACGCAGCUCGGUGCGCUCAGUCCUCCUCCUCUUCAUCCUCCUCCUCCUCAUCCUCUGACCGGACCGGUUCUGCUCUCCGGGACUCGGUGCCGCUGCUCGGCCUGAACAUGAGGACGUGUCUGGACUACGGGACGAACCGGGCCGGUGAAGCUGUGAAGAGGCUCCAAACCCCCUGAGAACCGGAAUACAGACCGGACCCUUGACCCCGCUGCUGUUUUUAAACUUCUCGGACCGGAACCGGCGGACGGAGAUGUAGAUCCGCUGCCGGACUGUGCGUCAGAGCGGAGCCGUUACGCACGGAGCGGCUUCUGGCUCCGGUUCCCGUUUCUCUCCUGUGCUUUUUUUACUCAACUCGGUUCUUCCCGGACUCACGAUGAGCCGCCGCCUCCUCGCGCUGCUCCUGGCCGCCGCCUGCCUCCUCCCGUCCGCGCGCUGCGCCGCCGCGCCCGGAACCGACGCGUCCCGGGACACCUGCGCGUCCUGCGGCGGAGCGCAGAGGGACCCGGAGGAACCGGAGUCCCGGCUGAGCGGAGACUUCCUGGAGGCGGUGAAGAGGCACAUCCUGAGCCGGCUGCAGAUGCGGGAGAGACCCAACAUCACGCACCCGCUGCCCAAGGCGGCCAUGGUGACCGCCCUGAGGAAGCUGCACGCCGGGAAGCUGCUGGAGGACGGACGGCUGGAGAUCCCGGAGCUGGACGGACACCCGACCGGAAACCAGGUCCUGGAGGAGAACUCCGAGAUCAUCAGCUUCGCAGAGAAAGACGACUUGGUGACGUCCAAGUCCAGCCUGUUCUUCCUGAUCUCCAGCGAGGGGAACCAGAACCUGGAGGUGGUCCAGGCCACCCUCUGGCUCUACUUCAAGCUGCUGCCCUCGGAGCUCCGCGGCCGGCGGAAGGUGACGGUGAAGGUGUACUACCAGGAGCCGGGUCUGGGCAGCCGCUGGAACCUGGUGGAGCGUCGGGUGGAGCUGAAGCGUAGCGGCUGGCACACCUUCGGCCUGACCGACGCCGUCCGGCUGGUGUUCCAGAAGGGCGACCGGCGCCAGAACCUGGACGUCCGCUGCGAGGGCUGCGAGGCGGAGGGCGUCCUGCCGGUCCUGCUGGGCCUCGGCGACGAGUCCCACCGGCCUUUCCUGGUGGUGCAGGCGAGGCAGGCCGAUGCCAAACACCGCAUCCGGAAGCGAGGGCUGGAGUGCGACGGCAGCAGCAGCCUGUGCUGCCGCCAGCAGUUCUACAUAGACUUCCGCCUCAUUGGCUGGAACGACUGGAUCAUCGCCCCGUCGGGGUACUUCGGGAACUACUGCGAAGGCAGCUGCCCCGCCUACAUGGCGGGCGUCCCCGGCUCGGCCUCGUCCUUCCACACGGCGGUGGUGAACCAGUACCGCAUGCGGGGGAUGAGUCCCGGAUCCAUGAACUCCUGCUGCAUCCCCACCAAGCUCAGCACCAUGUCCAUGCUCUACUUCGACGACGAGUACAACAUCGUGAAGCGCGACGUUCCCAACAUGAUCGUGGACGAGUGCGGCUGCGCCUGAGUUUUAUUUAAAGAACCCGACGGAUUCCCGACAUUAUAGAAUAUUUAUGGACGACGUAUCUACUCCCCAUCAUGUACGCCUGCACUCAGACCUGUACAUAUAUUUAUGUCUCUUCAUAUAGUUCCUUCUAUCUCCUGUGAUGAGAGGUUCCACUCUGGAGAACAAACCCAAAGUUCUUCACAAAGAUCUUGAGGUUUGCUAAAGUGUUUUUUGGAUCGAAACUCUUCAAACCCGACCUGGAAAAUGGAGGCCUGGGUCGGUCCAGUGACGCCUCCGGACAGAACAGUGGGUAAAAACGGUUUGAAACAAGCCGCCAACGUACAGCACUUCUGGCUCCGUCUAACAGGACCUUUGGUUCCACCAUAGAACCGGCAAACAUUCGGACGCAGAAACAAAUUCUCAGUUUCUUUCCAUCAUCUUCAUUGCUGGAGAAACACUGCAGCGCAUUUCUGAAAAGCUGGAAAUUCAACGUCAAUCGGCCAAAACUUUUUGCUAAAUCUUGUUUCUUUUUCUAAAUUUCCAAACCUGUUACCUAAAGGAUCCCAAUCAGGGAUCAACUCAAAUAAUUACUCAGAUUCUUGAUUCUACAACAGAAAUAUAAAUGUAUUCAAGAUUUUUGAUGUUGCAAAAACAGAAUUUUCAUUAGAAUUAAGGUACUUCAUAAAAUAAUAAACUGUAUAAACAAAGAGGCAAAUUGUUUACAAGAAAAAUAAAUAAAUUUUGAGCACAAUCUCUGAAAAAUUUCAAAUAAACUUCAGUUUCAAUUCAAGCUUCCAACAUGUAGAAUGAGAGUUAAAUUUGGAAAAUCAGGUGUCAGAAUAAAAAAAAAAAAAUCCUUUUAUUGUGUAAUUUCCAAACAGAAAAUACUGUUUUUCCCAUUAAACACCAAAAAUGAGUGGAAGACGGCCAUUUUGAAUUUUUUUGUUUUCAACCAAAAAACAAAAAAAGCAAGAAUUUUUUCCUGUUAACCUAAAUAGAACAAAGUCUAACACACCGCUCAUUUUGUGGUUUUCUGUAAUCAUAUAUGUAAUUUUUCCAUUCAGAUUUUUUAUUUAAAAUCAACAAGGAAAUGAACUUAAAAUGUGCCCAUUUUUGAUUUUUCCAUUGAAAAUUGUCAAUUUUUAUUAUUUUUUGUCAUUUUAAACCAGUAAAAACAACAAAACAGAAAAAAAACUACAGAAAAUGGACCCAUUUUUAGUUUUGAUUUCUCCAUUUUCAACAACCAGUGAAAACUUUUUUCCAUUUUGAACCAGCAAAAACAACAAAAUAGGAGAAAAAAAUCAACAGAAAAUGGACCCAAUUUAAUUUUUUUCAGUUUUAAAUCAAAAAUAAGAAAAAGAAAAAAAAAGGGAGAAAAGUGUCAUGAUUUAGUUUUUGGUUUAAAAUUUUAAAAAACACAUGAUUUCUGUUUCCAAACAAAAGCUGAGUUAAAACUAAAAUGAACUGUUUUUUUUUAUUGGCUUCUUAUCUUUACAUUCUGACAUUUUUUUUUUUUUACAUUUUUGGUUUUAAACAAACGACAUAAAUUUGCCUUUUGUCUGUUUUCAACCACAUUUAAGUUUGUUUUAUUUGAGUUGACUUUUGGGGAGAUCUUACAGUCUUUGUAUGAAAUCAAAGAAAUGCUAUUUUACGGUGUUUUAUCAGCACAUGAAGAUGGUGGAAAGAAUCAGGAAAAGAAUCAUCGACAUCUUUCUGUCAUGUUUGGACAUUUGCUUUUCUUCAGCUUCUCCUCAAAGGGGAAGAUUUGAACGCUGAAAACAUAUUUAAUGCAUCUCUAACUUAAGAGUGAAACUUUGACAGUAGCACUUGCAGAUUGAAAAUGCCUUUAAUGAGCCCUGAGUGGCACCACUGCCCACGGUCCUUCGAGAAACUAAUAAGUGCCGCAUGAGCUAUGCAAUGUAUAGAAUUUACCCGUUUAUCAGACAGAACUGAGGCUCUAGUGACAAACUAUCAUUUAUACUUGAACAAUGGAAGCGUGGCGAGAGGCGACGGUCGAGCUUCAGGCAGGAGGAUCAGAUGAAACAAAGUUAUGUGUCUUUAAAAGGUCAAAACAUACAUUUAAAAUGUAAAAACAACUGCAGGUCAUUUGAUAGAUCUGUGACAAUGUCUAAAAAUCCUCCCUCUGUUUGGUCGCUAUUGACUUUUUCAUCAUUUAAAACUUAUCUAACCUUAAAAACUGACUGUUUAACAGGUAUAGAUUCAUUCUUUAAAGCUACUUAUGGAUAAAUACAAAUAAAGUUUAUAUUUAAACUAAUUUUUCCAUCAAACAAACCAACUGAUCUUCUCGUCCGUUAUGAUUUUUCUGUACAAAAACAUGUUUACUGGGUAAUUUUGACAGCUAACAUGAAUAAAUCAUUGUUUUAAGAGAUGAAAGGUCAAAAAAAGUUGUGAAAAGUGACAAUAUUCUUAAUCCGGAGACUCAAAAGUUUUUUGUUGCAACGUCACACAAGACAAAAAAAACUGCAGGACAUUUGAGAAAUCUGUGACAACAUCUAAAAAUCCUCCCUUGGUUUGGUUGCUAUUGACUUUUUCAUCAUUUAAAACGUAUCUAACCUUAAAAUUGGCUGUUUAACAGGUAUACAUUCAUUCUUUAAAGCUAUUUAAGCAUAAAUAAGCUCAAAAUUGAUAUUUAAACUAGUUUUUCCAUCAAACAAACAAACCAAUAUUCUCGUCUAGUAUGAUUUUUCGAUACAAAAACAUGCUUACUGGAUAAUUUUGCACAUGUAACAUGUGCAAACCUUGUUUUAAGGAAUUAAAAACCGGAAAAGUUUGGCAAAUUGAUAAUAUUAUCAAUCCAGAGACUCAGAAAUUUUCAGUUUCCCUGUCAUACAAGAGAAAAAAAACUGCACGAUAUUUGGUAAAUCUGUGACAUCUAAAAAUCCUCCCUCAGUUUAGUCGCUAUUGACUUUUUCAUUAUUUAACCUAGAAAAAUGGCUGUUUCACAGAUACAGUUUCUUUCUUUUAAGACAUUUAUGCUUCAAUAAGAAUAAAAUUAACAUUUAAACUAGCUUUUCAACCAAACAAACCAACAAUGUUCUCAUUUACUCUGAUUUUUCUAUGUAAAAAAUACAUACACUUGGUCAUUUUCUGAUGCAUAAAUGCAAUAAAUCUUAGUUUUAAGAGACAAAAGGCCUAGAAAGUUGUCAAAAUAGACAAUAUUCUAAAUCUCAAGAAACAAAAGUUGCAAUGUCACAAAAGAGACAAAUCUGUGACAACAUCUAAAAAUCCUCCCUCGGUUUGGUCGCUAUUGACUUUCCCAUCAUUUAAAACAUAUUUAACCUUAAAAACUGGCUGUGCUAACAGUUAUAGAUUCAUUCUUUAGAGCUAUUUAUGUGUCAAUUAGAGUAAAAUUGAUAUUUAAACAGUUUUUCCAAUCAACCGAUAUUCUCAUUUCUUAUGAUUUUUCUAUGUAAAAAUACAUAUUCUUGGUCACUUUCCUAUGUAUAAAUGCUAUAAAUCUUAGUUUUAAAGGCUGAAAAGCAAGAGAAUCAAAAGUUUCGGCUUCAAUGUCACACAAGACGACCAAGUUAUUACGUUGGCCCCCGGAGACGUUUUUUUUUUCCUCAGAUUUUCUCCUCUUUUAUCCUAGAAAAGUUUUCCUGCGGUGGCUGAAAUGUGAAAAGAGGCUAACUGGGGCUAACUUUGACCCAAAUGCGACGCCUGAAUAGUGAUUUUUAAAUGAAUCCGUCCCAGCGGAGUUCCUGCCGCGGCCCGCUAACACACUUUGAGACACACUUUCGGGCCUCGGUAUUUUCAGAAUAAGAGCUUCCCAUCGCUCCGAGGGUUUCACCUGCCCGUCGCUCGACCCCGACCUCGCCCAGACCUGGUUAGAAUAUUUGCACUGAGAACUAGAAAUGGGAAAAUGAACAGAAACUGCCAUGGAAAUGAGAUAAAAAGUUAUUUUUGUAGAAUUAAAUUGAGCUCAGACGUGUUAACGAUGGAACCAAAGAGGCCACGAGGUUUAAGAGGCCUAAACACUGUAUCAGGGUCCACAAUCAGCUUCAUCUCUUUUCUAUUUUGUACCUAGACAUGGAAGAUUUCAUAUUUUUUCAUCAGAUGACUUAAAUAUUCCUAGAGUUCCUCCUUGUUUUAUUCGUUAGCUUCAUGUAGCGACACCAUGCGCCCCCCUGUACAGUCCAUGUAACAAACCAAUCUAUGCUUUUUCAACUAUUUUGUUCUUUGUAAUUGAUGGAAAAUAAAUUUCUUAUUACCGAUUUUAUGGA
Molecule: messenger RNA, 5780 nt
Organism: Amphiprion ocellaris (clown anemonefish)
Lineage: Eukaryota; Metazoa; Chordata; Actinopteri; Pomacentridae
Product: inhibin subunit beta B
Exons: 2
Coding region: 400-1557 (385 amino acids)
Biological process (GO): BMP signaling pathway; SMAD protein signal transduction
Cellular component (GO): extracellular region
Molecular function (GO): cytokine activity; growth factor activity
Source: RefSeq, a predicted model, not a curated record